Molecule: messenger RNA, 1046 nt
Organism: Rosa chinensis
Lineage: Eukaryota; Viridiplantae; Streptophyta; Magnoliopsida; Rosales; Rosaceae
Product: allene oxide cyclase 4, chloroplastic
Exons: 3
Coding region: 83-832 (249 amino acids)
Biological process (GO): jasmonic acid biosynthetic process
Molecular function (GO): allene-oxide cyclase activity
Source: RefSeq, a predicted model, not a curated record
AUAAACACAGCACUACAAAGUACCCACUCUCUCUCACCAGCCUGUAAACCCAUUAACAAAAAGUAGACACAGUUGCUCAAUUAUGGCUUCCUCUAGCUCUGCUUUUAGAACCAUAUCUUCCUCCUCCAUGAAACUAGCCAACCCAAAAUCACUGACUCACUCCCUAACAAACUCACUUCUACCCUUCAAGCUCCGAAACCCACCACCAUCAUCAUCUCUGAAGCUGAACUCAAGCUUUUCACUGCCCCAAAGAUCAUUCACUUGCAAAAGCCAGGUCACCCCAUCAUCGGAGUCUGAAAGAUCCACCAAAGUUCAGGAACUUAAUGUGUAUGAGAUGAAUGAGAGGGAUCGUGGAAGCCCUGCUGUUCUGAAAUUGAGUCAAAAAACUGUCAACUCCCUCGGCGAUCUCGUCCCUUUCAGUAACAAGUUGUACACUGGGGACCUGCAAAAACGACUUGGAAUAACUGCUGGAAUAUGCAUUCUGAUUGAAAACAAACCAGAAAAGAAAGGUGAUCGCUAUGAGGCCAUCUACAGCUUCUACUUCGGAGACUAUGGUCACAUUGCAGUACAGGGACCCUAUUUAACCUACGAGGACACGUAUCUUGCCGUGACUGGGGGAUCUGGAAUCUUCGAGGGUGCUUACGGUCAGGUGAAGCUGCAGCAGCUUAUUUUCCCCAUCAAGCUUUUCUAUACAUUUUACCUCAAGGGCAUUAAGGAGGACCUUCCCAAUGAGCUUCUUGGAAAACCAGUGGAGCCCAACCCAGGUGUUGAGCCUAGCGCAGCUGCCAAGGCCUGUGAGCCUGAUGCCACCAUUGCCAAUUUCACUAACUGAGUCACUGAGAUGGUGAUGAAUUUUCAGACCAAAUAAAAAGAUGGUGAUGAAUUAAUAAUGACUGGUGAUCGUAUUUUUUCUUGGUGUUGUUUUUUAUUUUGAGGCAUCUCUUUUGUUGUUGUAGUGGGUUUUGAUUGGUGACUUUUCUGUAAAAGGAUGAGCAUGUGAAGCAUAUGGACCUAAUUGAUAAUGAUAUGAUGGUGACUCUACAAUA